GUCACUGCGUUCCUGAGCAUGCCUACAAAGCGUCGAAAAUAAACAAUAGACCAAGCAAGAGAGAUACAUUUUGGAGCGUCCAAAAACUUCAUUAAAUUAAGUAAAAACGCGAUUUCAGUGGACAUACAGCCUCUAAAUUGGAAAACAAACGUCUCAGUAACCAUGGAAAACGUAUUUUCGUUGCGAGUGAGUGUGUUCUCCGACCAAGGCGGCAGGAAAUAUAUGGAGGAUGUGACCGAGGUUGUAGUGGAGCCCGAGCCGGGGGAGGAUGAGCUUGAGUCGCCGGAACAAGGCGACGCAAAAGUGGACAGCUGUUCGUCUGCUGACAGUACGCCGGUAAACGUGGUUCAACAGCUAGCUCCAAGCAACCCAUGCAACGGCCCCCUUCCUUCACCGGCAGCCACCACGGUGGCAUGGACUCAUAACAUCACAAACGACGGCGAAAGUUGUGCAGCGGCAUCGGUGGAGGGCGAAACACCAACUGACGAGACUCUUCCACGGCGUUCAGUGGCUUAUUUCGCAGUUUUUGACGGCCAUGGGGGACGAGAAGCAGCGCAAUUUGCUCGGGACCAUCUUUGGGAUUUUAUAAAGAAACAACGGGGCUUUUGGUCCAAUGACGACGAGGAAGUGUGUGGGGCGAUCCGCAAGGGCUUCGUUGCCUGCCAUUACGCCAUGUGGAGAAAGCUGCCGGAGUGGCCGAAGACGCUGACGGGGCUGCCCAGCACGUCGGGCACCACGGCCAGCGUGGUGGUCAUACGGGGCGACCGCAUGUACGUGGCCCACGUGGGCGACUCGGGCGUGGUGCUGGGGGUGCGGGACGACCCCACCGACCAGUUCCUCCGCGCCGUGGAGGUCACGCAGGACCACAAGCCCGAGCUGCCCAAGGAGAGGGAGCGCAUCGAGGGGCUCGGGGGCAGUGUGAUUAAGAAGUCCGGGGUGAACCGCGUUGUGUGGAAACGGCCACGGCUCACUCACAACGGCCCCGUCAGGAGGAGCACCGUCAUCGACCAGAUCCCCUUCCUGGCCGUCGCCCGCGCCCUGGGGGACCUGUGGAGCUACGACUUCUACAGCGGGGAGUUUGUGGUGUCGCCCGAGCCGGACACCAGCGUGGUGAAGCUGGACCCGCGGCAGCACCGCUACAUCGUGCUGGGCAGCGACGGGCUGUGGAACAUGGUGCCCCCGCAGGACGCCGUGUCCAUGUGCCAGGACAACGACGAGGCCAUGGCGCAGGGCGGGGUCUCGAGCGCCCGGCAGCUGGUGAGCCACGCCCUGCUGCGGUGGCGGCAGCGGAUGCUGCGGGCCGACAACACCAGCGCCAUCGUGAUCGCGCUGCAGGAGCCCGGCCAGGCGCCGUCCCCGCUGCACCAGGAGGAGGUCCUGCUCAACCUGGCCGAGGGCCCCUGCUGCGGCCCCCCGUCCGGGUCCCGAUCCAACACCCCGCUGGUGAAGACGCUGGACGCCGAGGCCCCCUCCCCCGUGUGCGAGCUGCUCCCGGCGCUGGAGCGGCGGAACGCUUUUUCGGGGGCGACGCUGCGCGCCCUGUCCGACCCCCUCCUGCCCCCCUGCCUGUCCCCCCCGGAGGGGCGCUCCCCGGAGAGCCGGGCCCUGGCCGUGCGCACCAACGAGGGCGUGGCGUCCCCCUGCAAGCGGAGCCUGCAGAACUCCCCCGGCCCGUCGGGCAAGAAGGGGCGCCGCUGCCCCCCCUGCCCCGGGCCGGCCCGCCGCAGGAACGCCGAGCGCGCUGCCGGUCGCCGCGGCAACAGGGGCCAGAAGCAGCCCCCCACCGUGACUGACCUCCUGCAGCAGCACCGCAAAGCCACCGUGUGCGUGUGCUGAGCAAAUGCGUGUACACACACACACACACACGCAAACGCACACACUCACUCA
Molecule: messenger RNA, 1887 nt
Organism: Anguilla anguilla (European eel)
Lineage: Eukaryota; Metazoa; Chordata; Actinopteri; Anguilliformes; Anguillidae
Product: protein phosphatase 1D-like
Exons: 6
Coding region: 163-1836 (557 amino acids)
Biological process (GO): protein dephosphorylation
Cellular component (GO): nucleus; cytosol
Molecular function (GO): cation binding; protein serine/threonine phosphatase activity; mitogen-activated protein kinase binding
Source: RefSeq, a predicted model, not a curated record